Molecule: messenger RNA, 2686 nt
Organism: Papaver somniferum (opium poppy)
Lineage: Eukaryota; Viridiplantae; Streptophyta; Magnoliopsida; Ranunculales; Papaveraceae
Product: U-box domain-containing protein 13-like
Exons: 4
Coding region: 268-2265 (665 amino acids)
Biological process (GO): protein ubiquitination; cell surface receptor signaling pathway
Cellular component (GO): cytoplasm; nucleus
Molecular function (GO): ubiquitin-protein transferase activity; protein binding
Source: RefSeq, a predicted model, not a curated record
UUAUUUUAUUUUCUCCCCCCCUCUCUCUCUUGUGGUCUAAUCAAAUGAAAGAAGAAGAAGAAGAAGAUGAUCUGCUGUUUCCUUAAUUUUUCAAGUAAAUUUGUCCACUAAAUUUGGCGGACUAUAUAACAGAAAAUCUUUAGUUUGUUAAAUCAGUUCUCUCCUCUCUAAAAUUUCAACAACAUACAACAUAGUUACAUACAUACUUAUUAUAUACCCUGCAGCUGAGGAGGCUUCUGAGUUGUGGUAGCAGAAGCAGCAGCAGCUAUGGAAGAGGAUAAGGGAAUACUAGCACAGAAAUUAAUAGAUGUAGUAAAUGAGAUAUCAUCAAUAACAGAUUAUAGAUGUGCUAUCAAGAAACAGUAUUGCAAUCUAUCAAGAAGAUUAAAGUUAUUAAUUCCAAUGUUUGAAGAGUUGAAAGAAACUAAAGAAGAUGUUCCUAAGGAGGUUAUUAAAUCAUUAAUCUCUUUACAACGAGCUUUAGAAUCAGCAAAGGAGUUGCUUAAAUUUGGAAGCGAAGGAAGUAAGAUUUACUUGGUGCUAGAGAGGGAUCUAAUAAUGAACAAAUUCCAGGAAGUAACAGCACAACUGGAACAAGCUUUGACUGGAAUAUCAUAUGAUGAAUUAGACAUUUCAGACGAAGUUAGGGAGCAGGUUGAGCUUGUCAUUUCUCAGUUUAAAAGGGCUAAAGUACGGCUUGAUACUCCAGAUGCUGAGGUGUACGAGGAUUUGUUAGCUGUUUACAAGCAGAGCAAUGAUGGAGUUACUGAUCCAGAUGUUUUAAGGAGAUUAGCUGAAAGGUUACAGUUGAUGGGCAUAUCUGACCUCACACACGAGUCCCUCGCUUUACAUGAAAUGGUUGUUGCCAGUCGUGGAGAUCCUGAGGAGAGUGUAGAAAAAAUGUCGAUGCUACUGAAAAGAAUUAAGGAUUUUAUUCAAACUGAUAAUCCUGAAAUAGAUAUCCCAGCAAUUGAAAAUUCUCAUCUAUCAGGCCUCAGCGAACAGGUCUCUGGUAAUGAUGAUAGUCCCAAAUCUAUAACUAUACCUGAUGAUUUUCGCUGUCCAAUAUCCUUGGAGUUAAUGAAAGAUCCAGUUAUCGUAUCCACAGGACAGACCUAUGAACGACAAUGUAUAGAGAAAUGGAUUGACGCAGGGCAUGGAACAUGUCCAAAGACACAACAGACCCUGUCAAGCACAGCUCUCACACCAAACUAUGUUUUACGUAGUCUCAUUGCACAGUGGUGUGAGGCCAAUGGUAUUGAAGCACCCAAACGACCAGGAAACCCACGGCCUAGUAAGACCGUCUCCCUAUGCUCCCCUGCGGAACGCGCAAUGAUUGAUAGCCUCAUUCGCAAACUAGGCUCUAGCAUCCUUGAAGACCAACGAUCUGCCGCAGGUGAGCUACGUCUUCUCGCUAAGCGAAAUGUGGACAAUCGUGUCUGCAUCGCCGAGGCUGGUGCCAUCCCUCUCCUCAUAAGUCUCCUUUCCACAUUUGACCCUCGCACACAAGAACAUGCUGUUACGGCACUCCUUAAUCUUUCCAUCUAUGAGGAGAACAAAGGGAGCAUUGUAACAUCCGGGGCUCUUCCUGGUAUAGUUCAUGUUCUUAAAAGGGGCAGCAGCAUGGAGGCACGUGAAAAUGCAGCUGCCACACUUUUCAGCUUGUCUGUGGUGGAUGAUAAUAAGGUAACAAUAGGUGGAUCUGGGGCAAUUCCAGCACUUGUCAUAUUACUAAGUGAAGGUAGCCAGCGAGGGAAGAAGGAUGCUGCAACUGCACUCUUCAAUCUUUGCAUUUACCAAGGAAACAAAGGAAGAGCAGUUAGAGCAGGAUUAGUUCCUACAUUGAUGAAAUUGUUGACAGAACCAGAGGGAGUUAUGGUGGAUGAGGCAUUAGCCAUACUUGCAAUACUAUCAAGCCACUCCGAGGGGAAAGCAGCAAUUGGAGCUGCCGAAGCUGUUCCAGUUUUGGUAGAUGUUAUUAGGAAUGGGUCCCCUAGAAAUAAAGAGAACGCUGCUGCAGUGCUUGUCCAUUUGUCCUCCGGGGACCAGCAAAAGUACCUAGCAGAAACGCAGGAGCUGGGGAUUAUGGAGCCCUUGUUGGACCUUGUGCAAAAUGGAACCGAUAGAGGGAAACGAAAAGCUGGGCAGCUUCUUGAACGCAUGAACAGGUUUAUUGAACAUCAGAAACAACAGCUGCAGGCUCAAAAGCAAUCUGAACCCCCCGAACCGCAACCACCAUCAUCAACAAGCCACGAUGAUAGUUGAUUUUUUUUAAUCACUAUUUGUUCUUUUGUUGUUCAAAUUGUUUUUAUUGAUUUUGAGAAGGGAGAAAGGAGGAGAGAUGUUCGGAUUAUAAAGAAGGGGAGGUGGAAGAUCACUUGCUCUGUCCGUGAAAGUUAAUUCUUUGUUCCCACAUAUGAUACAUGGCAGGAGGAAGGUUUGUACAACGGAAUGAGACAGAAGAAAACAAAAAUGGUUGAGAAGGUUUGUCGUACGAUAUAAAUGAUGUACUGUAUUUGUACGAAUGUACCAUGUAUUACUGUAAAACAUUCCUCAGUUUUUAUGGAAGGAAAUAUAAUUUUCUGUUUCCGAAAAAAUUGUGUGAAACUGAAAAGAACUACUAAUGUGAAAUUUAUACAGAAUAAAGAAGGGCACAUUAUUUAUAUGUCCUACUUUUAGAACCCAA